AUGCGUCGCCGCGCGUUGGACAUCGCGGCGACGGCCCUGCGGCGCGGGCGCAUCGCGGUCAGGGUGUCAUCCACCGAGGCGGGAGGAGGGUUGGGGGAUUCGCGCGGACGGAGCGGCGGUGCGCGAGCGGCAGGCGGGUCUCGGGGCGGCGGGUGGGGCGACGAGGAGCACACGGCGGCGAUACGCGAGCGCAUACGCGCGGUGCGAGCGUCCUACGCGGGCGACGACGGCCGCGCGCACUCAUCGUCCGCCGCUUCCGCGUCGUCCUCGUCGCCGUCCACCUCUGGUCGCGGCGCGGUGCCGCCGUGGAGCCGACCCGAUCGACACGCCGUCUACGACCCGGCCGCGUUCGACGAGUACUUCUCCCGCAGGCCGCUCAAGGUGAUGUACCGGUUCCUCGAGGUGGUGACGCGGCUAUCGGACGUGGGCGCGAGGGUGUACGUCAAGCGCGGCACGAUCGAGGAGCGCGCGGCGAGGAUGCGAAGGCACUUCACCGAGCUCGGACCCGCGUUUGUCAAGCUCGGGCAGGUGCUCUCCACGCGAGCCGACCUGCUCCCGGCGUCGUACUGCGAGCAGCUGGGUCAGCUGCAGGACAACCUACCCCCGGCGAGCAGGGAACACGCGCUCGCGCUGCUGAGACGCGAGCUCGACGCGCCCCCCGAGGCGUUCUUCGAGCGCAUCCCCGAGACGCCCGUCGCGGCGGCUUCGUUGGCGCAGGUGUACAGGGCCCGCACCGUGGACGGGGGUCUGGACGUGGCCGUGAAGCUUCAGCGCCCGGGCCUCGCCGAGUCCGUCGCGCUGGACGCGACGAUCUUGAGGCUGAUCGCGAGGAUCGUCCGGCGGUUCGUGCGUUUACGGAGCGACGUCGUGGGCAUCGUCGACGAGCUCAUCGGGCGAAUCUUCGACGAGAUGGACUACCGAAGAGAGGCGGAUUCCAUACGCAGGUUUCGCGACGUUUACCGCGUCGGCGGCGGCGCGGGUUCCGGUCUGGAGGGCUUAGUGCGGGCGCCGGCGGUGCUCGACGAGCUGAGCACGCGCGCCGUGCUCGUGAUGGAGUGGAUCGACGGCGCUAGGCUCACGGACGUCGACGCCGUCGCCGCGGCGGGUUUGACGCCGAGCGAUUUGUUGGAACGCGGCGUGAGGUGCUCGUUGCACCAACUCCUCGAGACCGGCUUCAUGCACAGCGACCCGCACCCGGGUAACCUGCUCGUGGCACCGGACGGCUCGCUCGUGUACCUGGACUUCGGCAUGGUCGUGGAGGUUUCGCCGGGGACGAGGAGGGCGAUGAUACGCGGGUUGGUCGGCUUCGUCAACCGCGACGCGCAAAGCCUCGUCGGAGAUUUACGAACGUUGGAUUUCCUCCCGAGCGACGUUGACCACGCCGCCGCGGGCGCGGCGCUGCGUGGCGUCUUCGAGGCGUCGUCCGCGGGGAGGGCGGCGCGUGCCGGGGAGGACGCCGGCGGCGGAGGGGUGGUGACGCUGCCGAGCGGGAGCGCGGUUCGCGGCACGAACGAUUUCCUCGGAGUCGUGUCGCAGCUCUCCGCGGCGCUUCUCGCGCACGACUUUCGACUUCCGCCCUAUUUCGCGAGGAUCCUGAGGGCGCUCGCGGCUCUGGAGGGCACCGCGACCGGGAUCGACAGGGAGUUCAAGGUGAUCGAGAGGGCGUACCCGUACGUGUUGGCGCAGUUACUCGCCGACAAGGACCCCGAGAUGAGGGACAUCCUGAGGCGGUUGGUGUUGGAGCCCUGCGGAACGAGCGUGCGGUGGUCGCGAGUGCGAAGGCUGCUCAACGCGUACGUGGAAUCGGGCGGAGGCAUCAGUGGGGGUAAGCGCAAGGCAAACGCGGCGGGGGGCGCCGCGAGGUCCGAGCCGUUCGGCGGGUGCAGGGCGGCGGAGACCGCCGCGGGGUUGGCCGCGGGCGCGAGAGCGUUGGCAUCAGGUGCGGAUUAUUCGCGCCACGAGGACGACGACGCGGCGGCUGCGGCGGCGGCCGUGAGGGACGCGUUGGCGUACGUGAUGUCCCCGUCCGGCGCACCGCUGCGAGUGACGCUGGUGAGGGACGUCUUGGACGCGCUGGAUGCGUACCUGGAGGUUAUGGAGGGUCCUUCAGAAGACCGCGGGUUUGGCGGCGGCGACGCUUUUUUUGGCGCCGAGGACCUCAAGAGACUGGCGGAAACUGGACGUGCCGUGUACCUCCGCGCGCCCACGGCUUGGGCGCCCGUCGUGGUGAACGCGGUGAUGCGUGAAGAGGCGUGCGAGAUGGCGGGACGCGUGGCGCAGGGAGUGAGCGAGCGCGUGACGAGGGACAACACGAGGAGGUUGGUGAAGCGAGUGGUUGAGCAUUUUUUUGCCUCGAAGCCGUGA
Molecule: messenger RNA, 2364 nt
Organism: Micromonas commoda
Lineage: Eukaryota; Viridiplantae; Chlorophyta; Mamiellophyceae; Mamiellales; Mamiellaceae
Exons: 1
Coding region: 1-2364 (787 amino acids)
Biological process (GO): protein phosphorylation
Molecular function (GO): protein kinase activity; ATP binding
Source: RefSeq, a predicted model, not a curated record